AUUGUUAUUUAAUUUGCAUUCGUAUAUUUUUAAAAGCAAUAUUUCUAAAACAAAACCAUUAGUUUAGUGAUGAAAUCUCCUCGCUAAAUGAGUAACUAUUAAAGUGGGAAUAUUACUAAUAGGGUUUACCAUCCUGGGUAGUUAGGAGAACCUCAAUUGCUGCAAUAUAAUGUGAGCAAUUACAUAUAACUUCUUGUUCAAUAAAAGAAUAAUAAUUAAUAAUAAAAUAAUCAGACUUAGCAGCCUUUAUUAGGGAAUAUUAAAUAGUUAAAUAUUAUUUCUAAUUCUCAAUCUAACGCUUCUUAGCCUUGUUUAAUUUUGUAGGAAAAGUAAAUCAGCUAAAACUCUCCAUAGAAUGUUUAACUCAUAGGGAUGAACUCUUCAAAUUCAGCUAUUAAUAAUUAGUAAUAACAAUAGCAGUAAAUUGUAAAUUAGGUAAAAAAUAUUGAGUGCAAUGACAUAAAUUAUCUAUUAAAAACAUAUUUGGAAAGAGAAAAGUAAAUUAAAUUACUUCGUAAUCUAAGAAAAGAGUAUAGAAAAUUUGAAAAUUUCAAGGAAAAGGAAUUUCAGGCAUACUACUUAAACGGGUAUGACACAUAUGUUUUAAGCAUAAAGGAAGAAAAAUAAAGAGUAAUGUAGGAAGAGAGCACAAUUAAAAAAUAUUUUAAUAUAAAAGCUGACUAACUAAACUUGAAGAUUGUAGUUUUUAAUUUGAUAAACUCUAUCCUUUAAGCAAAUUAAAUAAGCUACAACGAAUUACUAGAUUAAGGAUCAGAUUAUGAAGCAAACGAUCUUUUAAAAUAAACAAAUAAAUUUAAAGAAGAAAUACAUAAAUUCAUUUAUAAAAAUUAAUUUAGGUUAACUUCUAUAAUUAUUUAUAUUUGCAAUUUUUCAAGAGCAAGAAUAUUUGCUGAGUAAGAAAGAUUUGAUUUUAUCGUCAAGAGACAUGAAGAUGUGUACAAGGAUGCAAUUAAGCAAAGAUAGGCACUUUAGUAAGCAGCAUCUAAAUAGCAUCAAUAAUAAAAAAUGCAACAGCUUUAAAAAAACUUAAGCUAAGCUAUGUCAAAUUACAAGUAAAUAAAUGGAAUAGGAGAGAAUAAUUAAAAUAUAAAUUAAAUUUAUAACUCUGUGAUGGGUCUUAAUAAUUGUAAUAGUGAAAACAGAAUGCAACUAAAAAGUGCAUAGACUUGCAUUAACUAUAAAUAAAAGGCAAGUUAAAAUAACUGCUUUUAUUAAGAGUAAUCAUCAGAUUGUAAUAUCUUAGAUUUAGAUGCUGAUGUAUUGAUUAGAGAAGAAAGCGAUACAAUUUUUAAUUUAAAUGAUGAAGAGUAAGAUGAGUUAAUAUUUAAAAGCUAAUCACCAAACAAAAUACAAAGAUCAUUUAGUAAUGAGCAAAACUUAAAUAUUAUAGAAAAUAGCAACUCAGCAAAGACCUUUAAAAAUCAGUCUAAAAAUCUUCGAAUAAAAUAAUAAAUAUCAAGUGCGAAGAGCCCUUCAGAAGCAAAAAGCAUAAAAUUAAAUCAAGCUAAUAUGUGUGACAACUCUCAAACAUCUACGACAAAUACAAUAAAAAUUAUUAAUUAAUCUACGAUGUAAAUAGUACCAGUUCCAAAAAAUAUUUUGGGAUAAUAGCUAUAAAAUUAACUUUAGACUUCUUAGAAUUUAAAAGCAAAAAUAAAUAAUUUUAAUUCACAAGGUCUAAAUAAAAUUAAUGUUAAUAAUAUAAUAAAUAUAAAUAAUUCAAGUAUUUAUUAAUAAAUUUAGAAUUAGUUAAGUUUGUUAUAGCCUAAUAACUAACUCAAUAAUUUAAGUUAUAAUAAUUAUUAUAAUAACUCACUCACAUCUAAUAUAAAUUAAGUUGUUUCUUCUCUAGGACCUGCCUCAACUUUAAGUAUAAAAUUAGCGAUUUUGAAAAAUGAAAAGUAAAAGAAGCUUUUUAAGAAAAUGAUUAGUGAAUAUGCUAUCUCAGACAUUACUUAAAGGGUAAAAUUUAAGAAAUUUAAGAUGAAAAAAGCAGAACAGUAAAAUCAAUUGUGUGAAAGAGAAGUUGAAGAGUCAUUUUACCAUUUGACUAUGCAAAAUGAACUCAUAUACUCAUCAAUAGAAGUUAAUGACACUAAAUAAAAUAUUGAUAAACUUUUUCAGGUUAUGCUUAAAUAAAAUAAUUAAAUAAAAAACACAGUUUUGCAAUACUGCAACCAAACAAAAAUUUAUUAAUAAAAAAUAACUAAAUAAUACAAACAAAAAAUAGUGGAUUAUCAUAAAAAUUAACAAGUUAGCAUUUCGAGCGGGCCAAAAAAAAGCUUUGGAAAUAUAUAAGAAUAAAAUGAUUUAUAAAUUAACAAUUAAAGAGUAAUAUAAUUUUAACAAUAAACUUGUAAUUAUCUAAUUGUAGAUUCUACUUAAUAACUUGAAAAUUUUUAGGAUAAUUUUUUUAACAAAUAAGCUUUGCAAUUAAGCAUUUACUAAUAAUAGUUUAUUAAAAAUAUCAAAAGCAAAUGGGUAAAUUAACAAUUUAUCUAGUUUGCUUCAAAGGACUCAAAAUAUCUUGAUUAAAAAUAGUAACCCUUAGAUAGACAAGCAUACAACUCAGAGCAUACAAGUUUCUCUUGCCUAGACAAUUAAUAAAAGAAGAUUGUACAUUCUAAUUCUAUGGAAUGCUUAUCUGUAAAAGGAAUUAAUUAAAUUUAAUAGUAAAGAAAUCUUAUAAUAAGAAACAAUAAUUAAUUAUCUUCUAAACAUAAAGAAAGUUCUCCCUCUAUAUUAAUUAACAACAGGUAUAACUGUGAAGAUAAAGAUAAAUAUAAAUAGCCAUUAGCAAUAUCAAGUCCAAUUAAUAAAAAUAUAUAGUAAUCUCAAACUACAAUUAGUACCUUACAGUCAGAUUAAACAUAUAAAUAAAAUUAACUUUAUACUACUUAAACUACGAAACUCACAAAUUAAGAUUCUACUACUUCUUCAUUAAAUUCAUAAAAAAUUUACUCAGAAACUCUUCCUAUCACCAACAAAAUAUCUAGUAUUUUAUUUUCUCCUCCUACACUUCCUCCAAGUGGUUCUUAAAAGAUAAAAAAAAUGAAAUCUUUCAAAGAAAAUUCAAAAGUUUCUUCUAUCUAUUAAAUUUCAGAAAAAACCCUUGUGUUUUAAAAAUAAAAAUCUUCAUUUAAGUGCUAAAAAAAAGUAAACUAAGCUUAACCAAAUUAACAAAUGUAAAAUGAAUCAUCUUAAAUAAAUGCACCAAACGCAAUACUGUAAAAAAAGAGUAAUCCCAAACUAUUUUAGAUUACUGGAUCUACUUAAAAUUUAGCUUAGACUAAGUAAAUAAGAAGUAGUUUCAGUAAUAAGCAGAGUAAUGACAAUUCAUUUGAUGAUUAAUCCUCUCCAACUUCUUCAGUUAUAAUGUCUAAUUACAAUAUGAAUAAUUUUAAAAUUAAGCAUAUAAAUUUAAAUCAUUAAAACUCUAUUUAAGACCUGAUUAAAUAAAAUAUAGCUUCUUUUAGGUAGAUUAAGCAUAAAAAUUUAUCUUAAUAAACAUAAAAGUAUUAAGAAAGCAGUUAAUUGAAAACAGAAAAAAGCUUAAUAACAAACGAAGGAGAGAAUUUAAAAACAUUAAAUUCAUAUAAAUCAUAAAAUUUUUAAAAUUAAAAUGAAGAUUCUUUUGAGUAUAAUAUUGAUUAAAUAAUAGAUGAAAACAAAACCAAGCUUCCUCGUUCUUCCAAAUCUACAAAAAAAAUAAAGACAAGACCAGCUAGCAAUAUAGAAAGAAAUACAAAAUCGUAAAAAUAAAAAAUAAAAACCAAGAACAAAGUAAAGAGCAAGAAAUGUGAAAUUGAACAAGAAAAUAUUUUUGACCAAGACAAGCAUAAUAGUUUAUUUUUUAAAGAUAAUUUGAUAAACUGCUUAAAAAAUAAUUGA
Messenger RNA from Tetrahymena thermophila SB210, 3912 nucleotides. RefSeq lists its product as hypothetical. The transcript has a single exon. The record is from RefSeq and is a predicted model, not a curated record. Lineage: Eukaryota; Ciliophora; Oligohymenophorea; Hymenostomatida; Tetrahymenidae.